Stegastes partitus (bicolor damselfish) is the source of this 6168-nucleotide messenger RNA. It is a transcript of the gene rxraa, whose product is annotated as retinoid X receptor, alpha a. Gene Ontology annotation, biological process: regulation of DNA-templated transcription. Gene Ontology annotation, molecular function: zinc ion binding; nuclear steroid receptor activity; sequence-specific DNA binding. The record is from RefSeq and is a predicted model, not a curated record. Gene Ontology annotation, cellular component: nucleus. Lineage: Eukaryota; Metazoa; Chordata; Actinopteri; Pomacentridae. The transcript is spliced from 11 exons. Bases 314 to 1828 code for a protein of 504 amino acids.
GAGAGAGAGAGAGAGAGGAGAGGAGUGUGAGCAAAGCAGCAGCUGAGUGAGCAAACACAGCUAGAAACAUUAGGUUAUCUUCCGAGACUAUCAGACAUCGACCUGUCACUUUUACCGCUCAGAGCCCUUCUUCGAGAGCAAACAAGCGAGCGAGCAAAGCAAAGCAAAGCAAAGCGGCAGGAGAAGCAGCGAAAGCGGCGGCAGCAGCAGCAGCAGCAGCAGCGCCCUGGUCUGGUCUGGUCUGCCCGUGAAAAAGAGAAAAAAAAAAACUCCCAAACGCGGUCGUCUCAGCUGGCAUGAGCUAACCUACGACAUGGAAACCAAACCAUUCUUGUCAUUGGGGUUCUUGAAGCCCCAGUGCUCGUUGGCUCCUCCCAUGCAGCGAGGCCGCUCCGGUGAGGCUUGUUCCUGUUUCAGCGGAGUGUGUCCCCUCCAUCAGCGGCGCCUGUCCUCAGAUUCGUCGGGCCAGGUGACCUCCUCGCCCCUGGGCUCACCUACGUCCCACCGUGGUAUGCACCCGUCCCUACUCAGCCCGACGUCCAUGGGGCCCUCCGGCUCCCUCCACUCUCCUAUCAGCACGCUGAGUUCACCGAUGAAUGGCCUGGCCUCGCCCUUCUCUGUCAUCAGCUCGCCCAUGGGGCCCCACUCUAUGAACUCGCCUGGCAUGGGCUACGGCCCCAGCGUUAGCCCCCAGAUGUUCCAGCUGAACUCUCCGAUGAACUCGGUCAGCAGUACGGAGGACAUUAAGCCCCCGCUGGGCCUCAACGGCGUGAUGAAGGUGCCCGCCCAGCCCUCAGGCACGGCCCUGUCACUCACCAAACACAUCUGCGCCAUCUGCGGCGACCGCUCCUCAGGUAAACACUAUGGGGUGUACAGCUGUGAGGGCUGCAAAGGUUUCUUCAAAAGGACCGUCCGCAAAGACCUGACCUACACCUGUCGCGACAACAAGGACUGUGUGAUUGAUAAACGCCAGAGGAACCGCUGUCAGUACUGUCGCUACCAGAAGUGUUUAGCCAUGGGCAUGAAGAGAGAAGUUUUGUUACAUGCAGCCGUUCAGGAGGAGCGCCAGCGAGCCAAGGACAAAAAUGAGAACGAGGUGGAGUCCACCAGCUGCGCCAACGAGGACAUGCCCGUGGAGAAGAUCCUGGAAGCUGAGCAGGCGGUGGAACCCAAAACCGAGACCUACAUCGAGACCAACCUUGGUGUGCCGUCCAACUCGCCCAAUGACCCAGUGACAAAUAUCUGUCAAGCAGCUGACAAACAGCUCUUUACUCUGGUGGAGUGGGCCAAGAGGAUCCCCCACUUCUCCGAGCUGCCGCUGGACGACCAGGUUAUCCUUCUACGAGCAGGUUGGAAUGAACUCCUCAUUGCAUCAUUUUCGCACCGUUCAAUAGCGGUUAAAGACGGGAUUCUGUUGGCGACGGGGCUGCACGUCCACCGCAACAGCGCCCACAGCGCCGGAGUGGGAGCCAUCUUUGACAGAGUGCUCACAGAACUGGUGUCAAAGAUGAGGGACAUGCAGAUGGAUAAGACAGAACUGGGGUGCCUUCGAGCUAUUGUCCUUUUCAACCCAGACUCUAAAGGUCUGUCCAACCCAGGUGAAGUAGAAGCUCUGAGAGAGAAAGUCUAUGCGUCUUUAGAGGCCUACUGCAAACAGAAGUACCCCGAGCAGCCUGGCAGGUUCGCCAAGCUGCUGCUGCGGUUACCAGCGCUGCGCUCCAUCGGGCUCAAGUGUCUGGAGCACUUGUUCUUCUUCAAGCUCAUCGGCGACACGCCCAUCGACACCUUCCUCAUGGAGAUGCUAGAAGCCCCGCAUCAAAUGACAUAAUGGCAGCGAGGGUUGAGCCCUCCUCGCCCUCCCAGCCUCCCCCUCUCAACCCUCCUCGCUCAACAUCGCCCAGCAGCCCUGGAUCGGGAGCAGGGCCCUGUUUUAUUGAAAAAUCCCAACAAUCUCCAACAAGGGACAGAUCACGUGACGACUUUGGAUGGAGAAAACCUUCCCUUCCUUCCCCCCUGUCCCUCCCGCUGUCCCUUUUUAUCCCUCGACUCCCUCUGAUAUGUUUCGAAACAAUGAAUUCAUCAUGUCUAUGGGUCUGUUUUAUACCUUGUAAAAAUAUAUAAAUAAGAAAUAUAUAUAUGAAAAAUCACACAGCAACACGAGUGACAUCAGCGGACUGAAGUGAGGACAGGCAAGAGGACAGAAGAAACGUAUUGAGCCAUCGUUUUGAUCUUUUCGUACAGCUUGACGAGAAAAAAAAAAGAAGCAGAGAUGAUCAGGUUUUAACACCUACAGUUGCAGGUAUAUUCACAAAAAAGCAGCGGUGAUGAUGUCACAUUGGGACACUCAGCGUUGUGAUCGGGACAAUCGCGGACUCUUGGGAGCCUCGGGCUGUUUAGACUCGGACCUGAGCCCUCUCUUGUCUUUCAGGACUGAACUUAACUUCGGGCAGGGACGGUCGGGGGGGUAGAGAACACGUUCGCUUAAAAGAACUCGUCUGUUCCCGCCUGACUCGACUGAACACGUCAGGUCUUGCACUAGCUGUUUUUGAAGUGUGAGCUUUCUGGAGGUGGGUUAACAAGAUUGCAAGUGCUUGGAGAAAGAAAACAACAACAAAAAAAAAAACUCAGGUCUCUGCCCUAAUUCCAACAAAUAGAACCAUGUCUUACUCUACUAGCACUGUGCAACAUUGGGGAGGAUGUCGUAGUAGUCCACUAAUCAGCCCUUCAGUUCAAAUACAGAGAUGGAAGAGCUUGUUCUACACACUCUCUGUUUAAAUUAGCCACAUGCUAGUUUCAUGCUACAUGAUGGGAGCAACUUUUGUCAAACAUUUGGCCUUCAUCGCAACCUUACAGGUGAUCACGACCAACUUGGACGGCUGGAAAGUGAGCGCACAGUCCCGUCUGUAGGGGAAAUAUCAUUGUUUUGCCGGCCUCGGAGCUCCUCCGUCGUCCCUCCCUUCCACCCUCCCCCUGCUUUCUUUAUUUCAUGUGAAUUUCAGCACACCAUGUACACCUCCACACUCAGAAACCCCUCUGCCCAACGCAGCGGGUGUUAACUUUUGCAGAAACACCUCAGAUCUACCUGUAGAGAAAGUUACAACCGUAUACAGUAUUGACGUUAUUUUCAGUUUUUGCAUUUUUAACAACAGCGAUGCACAAUUACCUCUUUUAUCUCCAUCCAUCAGAGCUUCAGUUCUCGGCACUCAUCUAGGCUAAACAGUAUGCAAGAGAAGUGCUCGUCGUUGCAGCAGAGCCAUUUGUUUGUUUAUUUGUUUGUUACUUGGCACUUAACCUCAUGACAGUGGAGUCGGGUUCCUAAACGAAGAGCUGAUGUUGAUGUAACCGACCUCUGAGGUGGAAUUUGGCCCGAGCCCGAUCAGGAAACAGCCCAAUUAUCUUCCUCCUCAGAGGGACGCUCACUCGCUCUCUCUCUCUCUGCACUUCUCUGGACAACCAAGUGUCAUUCAAGUUGAACUGAAAUGUUAAAUAUCUCCAUGUUAUGUAUUAAUAUGCUUUAUGCCCAUAUUCUGCUUUUUUUUUUUUCCUCCUCCUCUCCUUUUUUUCUCUAAAUGCCGCAGCUGCUGCAAAACUAUGCAUCGAGUGCAUUUCCAAAGAUUGUCCACGGAGCGGCUUAAACAGGUCAGAUGUCUUUUAAAGCAGGUGUUGGUGAGGUAUGGGUGCACUGUGGUGUUUUCCUGCACAGGAGCAAAUAUUCUACGGCUUGUUUCGCCCGUUAUUCGGAGAUUCAUUCGAGUUUAUCCACCACUGGCUGAAAGAAACAGCCCUGAUCUGAAAAUGUCUUAUGGAACAGUGGCAGAGUUUAAGGAUACGAUGCGAGAAAAGAGAAUUGAAUUCAAGGAUUUUCUGCCUGUAUCCGAAUCCUCACCACUCGUUCAUAAGCACCUUGACACUAUCGUGACCUGGGAAACAAAAAAAAAAACGACAAACCUGAGCACUGUGUUUUCAUUAUUCCUUGAUAAAGAAACAUGCAAUGUGAGUGAGCGUAUGGAGUCUUGAGCGUGCCACGUGUACAAGCUUUCUGUUUAAUUUUAAUUAAUAAAUAUGAAUUGAAAUUGCAAUAGAAUGAUGCAUAAAAAGUGAACAUUUUCAAUUUAAGACGAAGUGCUAAUACAUGAAGAAUUACUAAGAUAAUUUAAAAACUGAAUCACACAGUACGAACAGCCGACUGUGUCCUGCUACUGAACCAACUCAUUAUUGCUUUUUUUUUAAUAUAUGUAUAAUUAGGUAUAGAAAAUCAAGUCUGACUACGUCUUUAUUUCUUCUGGUGGCACCAUCAAGACUCCAUAAGCGCUGACUUCGACCAAAACAUCUAUGACACGAUGGCCAUAUGUCCAUUUUCUAUCAUUAUGAGGGGCUAGUUUCAUAACGGGGCAUCCACUCGGGGAGGAAAUAUGUAAAUGUCAUUCCACCUCUGUGAAACUGAUCCCAAAUCGCCCACUGAUCUCCUUUCUCUCAUGAUGGAAAAAAAAAAAAAAGAAAGAAAGCAAAGAGCCGGUUCUCACGCCAGCUCGGAAAUGUCAGACGCUGUACACCUCGAGCUCAACUGCACGGUUUACUUUGGGUGAGAGUGAAGUUCGGACAAGAGAAAGCGAGCGAUUCAAGAGCCGCGAGCUCCCUCUAGUGGAAGAGAAGCAGCGCUGCAACAUUACUUGAAUUUUUCUACAAGUAUUUAAUCAAGACAAAAAAAAAAAAAAGAUGGCACUUUUUAACAGCUAGUUAUUGUCAACAAUGUUCCUUUUGGGAUCAGACAGAACCUCAGAGUCUGUGCAUGUUAAAACUGAGAAAAGUAGCAAUAACUUCAAUAUGACCUAUUGGCUAUUUUCAAUGAGGUGGCCUGUAUUAUUAUUAUUAUUACAACCUAUCCAGGUGACAGUAUUGACUGCCAGCUUGAGCUGAGUUUACAGUAUUUAUAUACUUGUUUGCCUGUUAAAACAAACAAAAAAAAAUAGAUUUUCAAGAGAAACUCUUGAUGAAAUUUUUUGUAAGACCAAAAUAUUUCUCUUUUAGAGGCUGAUUUUAAUCACAAAAAGCAGAUAUCAAGCAAUCAAACAGUUGUUUUUCCACUGGUUGACCCAACUUUAAAAGUGAAUAUCCUCCCGUUCUCUCUAGUCUGAUGUCUCCUCCUCUUUAGUUUACUGUGAUUGGUGAGCGCAGGUAUCUAAAGCCAUAACGUGGAUGAUGUGCGAGCUCACUCCCCUGCAGGAAAGGGACAGACAAGGAUGUUGUUGACGAGAUAAAGAAAUGAUCACCCACAUAGAAUGAUUACUUACAUGAAUGCUUUAUAACAUAAAGCUAUAUUUUGUUAAUAUGUAUAUGUGUAUAUAUUUAUAAAUAUAUAUAGACGGAUCUGUUCCUUGACUAUUUCCAACAUUGAACGAGGGAGACAAGUCUUUCAGACCAAACUGUUCCACACCAGGUGUUCUUCAACCCAAGAGUUUUAUGGUGUUUCUUCACCAGUAUCUGAGGGGAUUUUAUUUUAACUUUUUUUUGCAUUUUGACCUUUUUAAAAUGAAUCCUGAUCAACCAGCAGAAUCGCAGCAGCUCUGAACUCAAAAGAACCAGCUUCUCAGCAGUUUAUGGGACCUCAAAAAACUAUGAAAGAGAGAGAAAAAAAAACUAAUGGUUAAGACUUUAAACCCUCCAAAAUGUGUGUUGCUUAGCAAUUAUAUGUUCAAAAAAAUAAGUGUAAUCAGGAAAAGCUGAGCUUGUGACACAAUCACUGCUUUCUUUGUUGCAUUGACAGUAAAAUGUUCGAGUUUAAAAAAAAAAAAAAAGAAAAGAAAAAAAACUUGGAAAAAGAUCUAUUUUUGUACAAAGGUAAUUUUAUCCCUUGCUCAUGUACUCUGUUCUUUCCCUUUUCUUCUGUGGGCUCUUAUAUACGUUGUGGAAAAGCUUAUUGGACGAGAAAAUUUUCAGAUUGAAAAUGUAAGGCGAGAGGAACGGUCGGCUUUGGCACUUUCGGUAACUGUGUCGCCUUUACUUUGCCAUUUUUCAACCUGUCGCUGCAAGACGGGAAUGUCUUCUUUCAUUAUAUUUUUUGUCUAUUUUUAAAGGAGAUGGAAUUUUGUCAUCUGUUCUUUGUGGGUUGUUCUCUGAUGUUCUAUCUUUGAUGGACAGAAAAAAUGGUUAUUAAAAAACUGAAAGUGA